This is a messenger RNA of Mizuhopecten yessoensis (Yesso scallop), 5620 nucleotides long. RefSeq names its product E3 ubiquitin-protein ligase Bre1-like. The record is from RefSeq and is a predicted model, not a curated record. Gene Ontology annotation, molecular function: metal ion binding; ubiquitin protein ligase activity. Gene Ontology annotation, cellular component: HULC complex; nucleus. NCBI's taxonomy places the organism in Eukaryota, Metazoa, Mollusca, Bivalvia, Pectinida, Pectinidae. Bases 105 to 3152 code for a protein of 1015 amino acids. The transcript is spliced from 17 exons.
UGUCAUCCGGGCACUUUCAAGAUGGUUGCGUUCAAGAGAGCAAGAAUUUUAACUGUCGGUUAAUGAAGAAAAAACUGCAUUAGGGUAUAUAUCUGCUUACAAUCAUGGCCACCAAGCGGCCUGCUGAGGAUCAGGCCGCAGGGUCAGGUGGUCCUCCGGCCAAAAAAUCCAUGACGAGGUUUGAUCCUGUCAGCAUUGGCACAGUAUAUAAUCUGGAAGAACUAGACAUGAAGGUACUGAAGUUCCAGAACAAAAAGUUGGUAGAAAGGAUCGAGCUUCGUCGUCGUGCUGAAGACGAAUUGAGGAAAAGGAUCGAUCAGCUGGAAAAUCGUCAGCGCACUGAUGACGCUGUUCUCAUGAUUGUCAACCGAUACUGGAAUCUGCUUGAUGAAGAUGCACGUGUGUUACUGCAGAGGUUUGAUGCAGAGACGGCUGAUGAAACAGAGACCAAAAACGAGAGUGAUGCAACAACAGCAUUUCUCACCCUGCUGUCUACCUGGGACAAACAAGAACUGGAGCAGAGGCUCGGCCAGCGAGUCGAGUUCUCCAAGCGCGCCAUCGGCAAACUGCUGCAAGCCUUCGACAGGCUCCUUCAGAGAAAUGAGAAACUCAACAAGGCAAUUCAGGAUAAAGUUGAAGCUGAAGCUAAGGCCCAUGAAAUAUCGAAACCUGUCCCCAAAGAAAUUUCAGAGGUCAAGAUUGAACCAGAGGUCAUUGAAAUUAAGAAAGAGAUACCCGAUCCUGUCAAAGUGGAAGGAUCAGAGGUCAAGACGGAAGCUGAGCAAGGAGCCGGUGAUGGAUCAUCAGCCAGUGUAAAGGAAGAUGGGGAAGAGGAGGAUGUUAAACCAGAGACCACGGAGGUGAAGGAGGAGGCCAAGGUAGAGGUGAAGGAGGAGCCUAUGGAGGAAGUGAAAGAGGAAGUGCCCGAGGAAGAGGACGUCUUAUCUCUCCGCGACGUGGUGCAGAACGAACUGGUGGUCCUACAGCAGGAAAACAAACAGAUCCACAACAUGGUCACUCAACUCCACUCCCGUCACCAUGAACACACACUCAAGGUGUCAGAGCUACAGGACAAGCUGACAGCAGCAGAGACAGAAAUAGCUGAGCUGAAAAAUAAGGUGGAUGACCUGGAGUACAACUUUGAGAAGGCAGACUCUCGGGCCGAAAAGCUGGAUCGACACUUGGCGGAUGCCUGCCAGAAACUUCAGGGCUACCAGGAUACCAACAUGAUCAUACCCGUGGAGGGUGGCAAAAGCAUCACAGGGGUUUCAAAAAAUAAGUUUGAUGAGAUUAUACAAGAUCUGGAGGAACAGCGGGAGCUUGCCACCAACAGGAUGACAGAGCUCGAGAAACUCAGCAAAGAACAUCAAGAGGCUCUCACGGAAAUUGAGAGACUAAAAAUGGAUCUACAACACCUGCCCGAGAGUGUGAUCGUGGAGACGACCGAGUACAAAUGUCUACAGUCCCAGUACUCGGUCCUCUACAAUGAUAACAUGCAGUUCCGUACUCAGAUUGAAGAGUCAAGUAGUCGACUACAGAAUAGUAAAAACACCCACCUCCGACACCUGGAACAGAUGGAGAGUGACGAGCUGGGAGGGCAGAAGAAGCUGAGGGGCGAGUGUAUACAGUUGGAGGACGCUCUAGCACAAGUCAGGAAGGAGUACGAAAUGCUGAGGAUCGAGUUUGAACAGACCCUGGCACAGAAUGAACAGACAGGACCAAUAAACCACGAGAUGAGGAACUUGAUCCAAAGUUUACAAAAACACAAUCAGCAGCUGAAGUCGGAGUCGGGCAGGUACCGACGUCGGGCAAAGGAGGCGCAGGCUGAAUGUGCCAAGCUGAAAGCAGAACUUGCUGCUAAUGAACAAAAACCUAGUAACAACGGAACGGGGGAAAAUGCAGCGGCAACUGGAGCUCACAAUAACUCUGGUUCACAGGGAGCAGAAACGGUCCCAGCAAAGGACCAGGUUCCUUCACCUCCAACUCCAACAUCCAGCAAUAAGUCAGAACCGCUCGACCAACCAGCUUGUUUAUUAUCCAAAGAAGAGGACAAGGAUGACCUGGAGUACAGGGAGAAAGGCAAGACUGACAUUGAGAUCAUUAAAGAUUUACGGUCGCAGCUGAAGCAGGCUCAGGCCAGUCAGAAGGAGCUGAAGCUUUUACUGGACAUGUACAAGUCUGCUCCCAAGGAACAACGGGACAAAGUACAGCUUAUGGCCAGUGAAAAGAAAGCAAGACAGGAAAUAGAGGAACUUAAAACACAUAUUAAGAAAAUGCAGGAAACGGAGCGCAAAGAGAGGAGGAAGCUGGCCGAGGAGGAUGCCAUCAGAAAGAUAAAGAAGAUGGAAGAAACGAUAACGGAGCUACAGAAGAAUUUAACGAGUCAGAAACAGAAAGAGGAGGCUUUACUGGACGAGAUGGAGGUGACUGGCCAGGCCUUCGAGGACAUGCAGGAACAGAACACGCGUCUACUACAGCAACUCAAGGAGAAGGACGACGCCAACUUCAAACUUAUGUCAGAGCGAAUCAAAUCAAACCAGAUCCAGAAAUUACUACGUGAGGAGAAAGAGGUACUGGCAGACCAGGUGAAUACGAUUCACUCCCAGGUUGAGGCUCAAAAUAUUGUGGUCAGGAAACUUGAGGAGAAGGAGCAGAUAUUGCAGAAUACACUGUCUACUAUAGAAAAGGAACUUGGUCUGACUCAGCAAGCCAUGGAAAUGCACAAGCGUAAGGCAGUGGAGAGCUCUCAGACAGCCGCUGAUCUCAAGCUCCACCUGGACAAGUACCAGGCCCAGCUGAAGGAGGCGACGGUGCUGGUGGCAGAGAAAACUGGGGCCUUGGAACAGGAGGCCUACAAACACAAGAGGAUGCAGGAAGAAAUAGCUAAACUGCAGAGGAAGCUGGAACGAACGAAGAAGAUAGAGAUGGCUGGGGCUGCUGAUGAGGUUCUCAUGGCAGAAAUAGCAGAGUAUAAGGAACAGCUAACGUGUCCCUCAUGCAAGGUGAACCGGAAGGAUGCGGUGUUGACCAAGUGUUUCCAUGUGUUCUGUCUAGAAUGUCUCAAGACGCGGUACGAGACGCGCCAGCGGAAGUGUCCCAAGUGUAAUGCAGGCUUCGGUGCAAAUGACUAUCACAGACUUUACCUUGCAUAGCACCAACCAGUUGGCAUAGAAUCUAUAGUUCUGAUCCAGCGUAGUAUCUAGUGAGGCCAUCUAUAAGGAGGGGCUAUCUGCCCCAGGUGUAACACUGCAUGGAUAGGGGCAGUCUGGUACAAGUGAAGUGAGGCAUGCAAAGUUGUGUUUAUUUAAGCGGCAGCUAGCAGUUCAGCUGAAAUUAAGAAGGGCAUGCAUGUAAUAUGUGAUUGAGGGUCAGUCUCACUCCAGUGACACAGGGCACCUUUGUGUGAUAGAGUGGUUAAAUGAAGUAAUGCAUACAUAUAUAGUGUGUGUUUUAAAGGGAGGUUGGCUCAAGUAAUGUGGAACUGUUUUUGAUUGACUCAGUGAAAGUCGGGUUGACUCAGGUGAGGUAAUUCCUCGGAACUCACAGGGGUUUCACUUACUCACACUCUCUUCACCCCUGAAAUUUGUCAUGGCAAAUUGAAGCAGCUACCUAUUUGAUUGGUCUCAGGUGAAAAACACUGACCAAUCACAAUACUGAUACAUGUCCUUUGAAGAUAACUGGGGGGCAAAAGUUAAUUUCAAAACUGGUCAAUUUUACCAUUUCACAGUUGCUGGAUUUUUUUUUUAUUUACCUCAAAAUAUAAAACAAGUCUUGCAUUCUUAGCUUUCAAUUUUGUCAUGACAUAUUCCAGUGGUGCAGAGAGCAUAAUCCCUGCAGUAUCAAAAAUGAGGUGAGGAGAAACAUGCAUACUGUGUGUGAUUGAGGGACGAGCUGGCUCGUGUCACAUGGGUUUACAUACAGUGUGAAAUGCACAGGCAGACAGGCUAAAAGAAUGAGGGGCACUCUAGAUCAAGUACAGCACUCAGCAUUCUUUAUGAAUGCCACAGCUAGGUGAUUCCAUUUCUGUUUACCUUUCUCAAAGUGAACAAUUUGUGCAAAAUGCAUCUUUCAAUAAUACAAUGCUCAUAUUCCAGUGAGAAAUCAUAAUUCCUUAACAAAUAUUUACAUCGUUGAAGAAAUACACCAGCUAGCCAUUAUUGAAAUAAAUAUGAAAUUGUCUUUGCAACAUUCGAGAACCUAGCCUAUAUUAAUAAAGGCCUUUCCUAUUUUAAAAGUGCAUGUGGGCCUCUAUCACUCAAAAGUGAAGCAUUUGUUAUUGACAGAGGAAAUCUCAAAAUUACUGUUCCAGCUUUUGUUCUGAGAAAAUCGUAAAUGUUCCAUACACCCUCUUUUAAAUAAGUUGGUAGCAUGUACACUGAUGCUUCAAAUGAUUCAGGUAAUUUAUUUAUAACUACUACAUCAUAAGGUGGUAGUGAAGGUCUCAGGCCAUCCUCACAAACUUUGAAAGUUCAAUUGCUUGUGUUUUGAUAGAGUGGAAGGAAUGGAUUUUUAUGUAUAGUAAUUUAAGUAAAGCUUUGCACGACUGAUCUGGAGCCCAUAAGUAGGAUUACCUGAUCAUACGAGAAAGUACUAUAAGCAAUGUACAUGUUAUCCCAAUGUUUUUCAAAAACGUUAAAUCUGUAAAUUAAAGUUAUUAAUGUAUAUUUAAUGGAUUGCUAACCUUGUAUCGAUUGGCUAUCAUUUUGAAAUUAAAUGACGCAAAACAAAUUGAGGCUGAUAAAAGGAUGCAACUCUUGUUAUAUCGGGUACUUAAAUUUGAAAUAUGAGUAGGUAAUAUGGUGCAUAUUCAUAUUCAUAUUAAUAUUAAUCUAUACCGUCUUGGCCAAUCCAGUUUUUUUAUAGAAAAAUAAAUGUUUAGAUGGAAUAAAACCUGCUCGUGAAACUUAUUUUAACGGAUAUGAGUAAUUUUCAACACUUUUCACCAUUUUCAAGAUUUUUGAAUGGUAUAUUUUUGCCAUUGGAAUCAUUUAUUGUCAUAAGUGUCAUAAAUAUUUUAUUAUUAUGAAAUGGAACAAUACACAACAGCAAUGAUGAUCUGGCAUACGCGUCAUUGUUGUCGUCUACUUCAGUCAAUUAGGACUCUGAUUCGGUGCCUCUUGUUAGUUUUUCUAGAGGUUCUGAAUCAAGAAAACAUGACCAGUGAAAAUUCAUGAGAGGGAAACAUUAUGUUUUAUUUCCCUGUCAUAUGAUCAAAUGUGAUCCAGUCAGCCUUACUGUUAUGGAUAAGGUAUACAUAAUUAUAUCUUGCAAAAUAGAAGUGAUUUACAAAAAUUGUUACCGGUAGGUCAAACGUAUGGUAGAGUUGACAUGUCGUUAACAUAUGUAUGGUCCUGUUGAUUUACAUAAAAAGUUGACAUGUCAGAUAAAAUGUACACAUGUACGGUACAGAAAGCCUGUGUUUAGAUCUGUGACUGUGGGUGUUUGUGCAAGGCUGAAAUUCAUAUCAUAUGUAAAUAUAACAUAUAUACCAUUUCACUCUAUGUUUAAAUACAUACUUCAUCAUUAACUUGUAUGUGUUGUGCUAUUAAGGAUGUGACCGAGAAGAGUAUAAGAUUGUGAAUGAAAUUACCAGUCAAAUGGUAUAUGUGUGUAUGUAUCA